Rotaria sp. Silwood2 is the source of this 675-nucleotide messenger RNA. The record is from the annotation of a GenBank genome assembly. NCBI's taxonomy places the organism in Eukaryota, Metazoa, Rotifera, Eurotatoria, Philodinida, Philodinidae.
AUGAAGGUAAAUUCAACAAAAAAGACCAAACACAUUGUUUUCAUUUCAUCACCAACUUUUUUAUGUAUUGAAAUUAAUGUACAUCAUCUUACUUAUCGAACAUUAUUAGUUGCUGAUAAUCAAUUCCUAGUUGAAACAUUGAAAGCUUUUAGUUUCAAUUCUCAAACAUGCGAAAACUUUUUUAGUUUUUCUGUUCAACAAUAUCUUCAUCAGCAAGAAAGAAUUUCAAUAUUACAUUCAAUCAAAACUGAAACAAACUCAUUAUUUACAAAUACUAAAUUUAAAUUUCCGAAUCAUCAUAAAACACAACGGAAUCACCAACAAUCAACAACUCCACCAGAAAAAGUGACUAAACAGCAAAUAGAAGAACAAGUUAAUUGUGCAUUCCAAGAUGCUUUUCAUCUUUUAGCUCCUUUAGGUGCUGGGCAAAUUUUGAAAAAAUCAAAAAUUAUUAACAUGAAACAACAAAGUACUAUUGAAGAAGAUGAACAAAACGAAAUGGAUUUAUACGAUUAUGAUAGUGAAGAUGAAGACGAUAAUGGUAUAAAUUUAUUAGGACAUACGACCAAUAGUCGUUUAAUGACUACGAAAGGACUUUGUGAUACUAUAAAUCCCGAUUUGAAAGAUUCAUAUUUUUUGGUAAUUAUUGAUGGAAAAAAACAAAUAUCUUCAUAA